AUCGCUAUAAAGUAUCGGAAUAAAUUUUUGUACAAAGAACCGGAAGCAUCAGUACCAUGUUUGCUUCUCAAAAAACCAAAACAGUGGUUACAGCUUGGAAACGAAAAAACACCGUAUCGUCAAGUGGUCGCUGUUGUGGAAGUUGAUAGUACUAAGUAUUUGGCUAUGAAUAUUCUCGGGAUGGCUCGCGUCAAUGCUUUCUAUGAGAAGCUUUCGGUUCGAAUUGAAAAUAUCGCUAUAAAGUGUCGGAAUAAAUUUUUGUACAAAGAACCGGAAGCAUCAGCACCAUGUUUGCUUCUCAAAAAACCAAAACAGUGGUUACAGUUUGGAAACGAAAAAACACCGUAUCUUCAAGUGGUCGCUGUUGUGGAAGUUGAUAGUACUAAGUAUUUGGCUAUGAAUAUCCUCGGGAUGGCUCGCGUCAAUGCUUUCUAUGAGAAGCUUUCGGUUCGAAUUGAAAAGUAA
Messenger RNA from Gongylonema pulchrum, 465 nucleotides. The record is from the annotation of a GenBank genome assembly. Lineage: Eukaryota; Metazoa; Nematoda; Chromadorea; Rhabditida; Gongylonematidae.